Molecule: messenger RNA, 2321 nt
Organism: Heteronotia binoei (common prickly gecko)
Lineage: Eukaryota; Metazoa; Chordata; Lepidosauria; Squamata; Gekkonidae
Gene: PAG1
Product: phosphoprotein membrane anchor with glycosphingolipid microdomains 1
Exons: 10
Coding region: 603-1889 (428 amino acids)
Biological process (GO): negative regulation of T cell activation; intracellular signal transduction
Cellular component (GO): membrane raft; plasma membrane
Source: RefSeq, a predicted model, not a curated record
GACUCAGUCUCACAGGCAGAAAGUGACCAGUGCUAAGCUGCCAACUGUGUCCUAUGACACUGGUCCUGUACCUCUUUCCAGGCCUGCCUUCUAUGACAUUCCAAGGAAUCUGGUAACUUUGGGGGUGAGAGCAUACCCGUUGCUUCCUCAUUGAAACUGUGUGACUACAAGGGAGAAUGCAGCCGUAAAGUGCGCACUUGGAGAAAGAGGUUGACCAUCCCAGAUGGGAGUGUAUCAUUCUUCAGUCAAGGUUAUAUGAUAACUGAGCUCCCCUGCUAGAACCUCCAAACAAACCAAGCAGGACAAACAGAGAAGUAAGAACAGACUUCUUUCAGGACUAGAGAAUCAGAAAGAUGAUAGCUUUGUGAUAUGGUAUUCUGAUGAUACUGCAGCCUCUACUGGUGUCAAAAUAUUAGUCACACUGUGGAAAUAAUGAGAGAAGAAAAAUAGUUGAGAGAGCAGUUUUGUCAGAAGGACUUCUCAGAACGGAUUGAAAUUUUUCUUUCCCAUUGCCAGAGCGAACAGCAAUUUUCACUGCAGAUGCCAGAGUCCUGAGAGAACCAUUUGCUUCACUCUUUGCCAGCACUUUUUCUUUUUCUGUCAUGGGACCGGACAGUGGUUUCCUGAGCACUGGGCUGCUUCAUGUCAUCAUAUGGGGAAGUUUGGCAGCCCUGACCAUGCUCCUGGUUUUCAGUUUUCUCAUCUUUUUAUGUUCUAGUUGUGACAGGGAGAAGAGACCCAAGCAACAGAAUGGAGACCAUGAAAAUCUGAUGAAUGUGCCUUCAGAUAAAGAGGCAUUCAGCCACUCUGUUACGAGUCUGGGUACAGAUCCUCUUGCCAGCAGUGAACAAAAUGGUAGACUCAGUAAUGGUGAUGUCCUCUCAGAAGAUAGCACAACUGCUUGUAUCCAGCCUUAUGAAGAAGUGCAAACUUCUGCUGCAGAUCUGUUGGAUCAUCAGGACAGUCUGGGGAGAUCAUUAAAAUGUCAUCAAAGCAGGGAGCUACCCAGAAUUCCCCCAAAUAAUGCCAUAGAAACUAUGCUGUCAACAAGAACUACAGAAAAUGAUCAUGUUCUGGUAAUGGAGGGGCCCUAUGAAGUCCUGAAAGACAGCUCCUCCCAAGAAAACAUCGUUGAGGACUGCUUGUAUGAAACAGUGAAGGAGAUUAAGGAGCUGGGAGCAGCCACUAAUUCAGACAAAAGCUGCAGUAUCAAACCCAAAGCUACAGUUAUAGUUAAUGGGGGCCUUGAUCAUGUCUCUGAACACAAGAUUGAAUCAGUUGAAUAUGCAUCUGUUGACCGAAAUAAAAAGAGCCGUCAAAGUGCAAAUUCAGAAAGUCCUCUUAGCAACACUCCAGAAAUGGAAGAUGAAGCUCCACCUCCAGUACCUGUGAAGCUCCUAGAUGAAAAUGAAAAUGUCCAGGAGAAGGGAGCCAAAGUGGAGGAAGAGGGGACAGAUGGCCCUAGUGAACCUGACAAGAGGCUUAGUUCACUGUCUUACAAAUCCCGAGAAGAAGACCCAUCUCUUACAGAAGAUGAGAUUUCAGCAAUGUAUUCAUCCAUAAAUAAACCAGGGCAGGUCACAAGACAGCUGGAAUCUACAUACACCAGUAUCCCUGAAAUUGUACCUCAGAAAUCACCAUCUAUUUGCAGUGGGCUGUAUGCUAGUGUGAAGGACUUGGAAAAUGCCCCAAACCAUAUCUCCACACCUCACUCAUCAGACAGACUAAAUGGGGAGUUAGAGUCGGACUAUGAAGCAAUUCAGACUUUAAGUCACGAGGAAGACAGAAAUGUUUCAGUGCCUAACACCAGCCAAUCGGAUUUCCCACAAGAGAGUGAUUAUGAGAGCAUUGGAGACUUGCAGCAAAACAGAGAUGUCACCAGGCUUUAAUGGCACUUAAUAUGAGGCCGCUGGGGUUGUCCUACUGGCACUUGUCUCAAGGCUUAGCAAUGUGACUCUGAACUGAGGCAUUGAAAAGGUUUUUCUGUUUGUCUGAGGUGAUGUCAGGUGAUACAAGAGCUCUGUCUAUGGUGUUUGACCUGUGAUGGCUGUUUCAUGUGAGUAAGUCAUCUUGCACAUGUGAGCUUGCCUUGUGAAGCAUGAAGAAGGCUAUUUUCUCCUCUUGAAGAACAGAAAUAGAGAAGAGGAAAAGUCAAGUAGAACCUACAAGCUAAAAAGGAAAUCUGUGCAUGUUUUGCCAAGUUGUACAAUGCUAUUUGCCUUGUCUUGUAUGCGAGAUAAUUCAAAAUGAAAGUUUAAAGUACUGAGAGAACCAGUACUGAGUGCCAUUUAUGUCAUCAGCAAAAUAUACACAUAGAGAAA